Messenger RNA from Guillardia theta CCMP2712, 651 nucleotides. RefSeq lists its product as hypothetical. Lineage: Eukaryota; Cryptophyceae; Pyrenomonadales; Geminigeraceae. The annotation marks the transcript as partial. The transcript is spliced from 8 exons. The record is from RefSeq and is a predicted model, not a curated record.
CAGAGCUCGUGAGGGAUCUGUGCAUGGUGUUCAAGCGAGACCCGGGGACGUCGAACGCGUAUGCGUACGACAUCGACCAGGCGCUGAGGGGGCUGGUAUCAGAGAGCCGGGGGCUGAUGUCACGGGGACUGGUUGCGUUAUCGACGGAUCACGCGUCAAGGAACGUCAUGGAGAGAGUCCGAGGAAGCCUACAGAGCCUGGGAUCGGCGGUCAUGGUGUACCUGUCCAAACUCACAGAGUCGCAUGCCGCGCUGGAGAUGGACCAGCAGGGCAACCUGAUGGUGUUCCAUCACAUGCGGAUGAGGCUGCCGCAGCUCGCGGGAGGCUUCAGGUCGAGGUGGAAGAGAGUAGCCAAGGUCAGGCUGGACGGGUGGGAGACGGAGCUCGGCGACGGGAACAGCAAGGUGUACGCUUUCUUGAACGGGCAGGUCAAGAGCUCGUCGAUCGAAAUCAACCUCUUCUAUCACUACGCGGGGUCGGGGGUGUGCUACUUCACUCGGAGAUACACCAUCAGCCCGACGGGAGUCCGUCAGGACAUGCGGGUGUUGAAGGAUGGGUCGGAUACGGAGAGCCCGAGACACUUCUACAUCAACAUGCCGAGGCAAGGGGAGGCAGACAGAGCCUUGUUGGCGUCCAUAGAGGAAUCAGAUC